Molecule: messenger RNA, 4089 nt
Organism: Nycticebus coucang (slow loris)
Lineage: Eukaryota; Metazoa; Chordata; Mammalia; Primates; Lorisidae
Gene: CNNM2
Product: cyclin and CBS domain divalent metal cation transport mediator 2
Exons: 8
Coding region: 187-2814 (875 amino acids)
Biological process (GO): magnesium ion homeostasis; transport
Cellular component (GO): plasma membrane
Molecular function (GO): magnesium ion transmembrane transporter activity
Source: RefSeq, a predicted model, not a curated record
CCUCUGCUACCCCCUCCCACGGGCCUCGGGGUUCCUCAGCUGGCGGAGGUCGAAUCAGUGUCAGUCAGGGUGGCGGACUGCUGAGCACUGGGCGCAUACGCUGGGUUGCAGUCUAGCCCAGGGGCCAGUGCCUGCGCUCGCGCCGCCGGGUGGGAAGGAUGAAGCUGCAGCUGGAGCAGCCACCCUAUGAUUGGCUGUGGCGCUUGUGAACCCGAAGUAAAGAUGGCGGGCGGGCAGGCAGCCGCCGCACUGCCCACUUGGAAGAUGGCGGCACGCCGCAGCCUCAGCGCCCGCAGCCGGGGGGUCCUGCAGGCGGCCGCAGGGCGGCUGCUGCCGCUGCUACUGCUGAGCUGCUGCUGUGGCGCUGGCGGCUGCGCGGCGGCGGGCGAGAACGAGGAGACGGUGAUCAUCGGGUUGCGGCUGGAGGACACGAACGACGUGUCGUUCAUGGAAGGGGGGGCGCUGCGGGUGAGCGAGCGGACCCGGGUCAAGCUGCGGGUGUACGGGCAGAACAUCAACAACGAGACGUGGUCCCGCAUCGCCUUCACCGAGCACGAGCGGCGGCGCCACAGCCCCGGCGAGCGCGGGAUGGGGGGCCCAGCGCCACCAGAGCCGGACAGCGGCCCCCAGCGCUGCGGCAUCCGCACCUCAGACAUCAUCAUCUUGCCCCACAUCAUUCUCAACCGCCGCACAUCGGGCAUCAUUGAGAUCGAAAUCAAACCGCUGCGCAAGAUGGAGAAGAGCAAGUCCUAUUACCUGUGCACGUCGCUCUCCACGCCUGCCCUGGGCGCCGGCGGCCCGGGGUCCGCGGGUGGCACCGUCGGGGGCAAGGGCGGCUCGGGGGUGGCCGGGCUCCCGCCGCCGCCGUGGGCCGAGACCACCUGGAUUUACCACGAUGGCGAGGACACCAAGAUGAUCGUAGGCGAGGAGAAGAAAUUCCUACUGCCCUUCUGGCUGCAGGUGAUCUUCAUUUCGCUACUGCUGUGCCUGUCGGGCAUGUUCAGCGGCCUCAACCUGGGGCUCAUGGCCCUGGACCCGAUGGAGCUGCGCAUCGUGCAGAACUGCGGCACGGAGAAGGAGAAGAAUUACGCCAAGCGCAUCGAGCCGGUGCGCAGGCAGGGCAACUACCUGCUGUGCUCACUGCUGCUGGGCAACGUGCUGGUCAACACCACGCUCACCAUCCUGCUCGACGACAUCGCCGGCUCAGGCCUCGUGGCGGUGGUAGUGUCCACCAUAGGCAUCGUCAUCUUCGGGGAGAUCGUGCCCCAGGCCAUCUGUUCGCGGCACGGCCUGGCUGUUGGGGCCAACACCAUCUUCCUCACCAAGUUUUUCAUGAUGAUGACCUUCCCCGCUUCUUACCCGGUCAGCAAGCUGCUGGACUGCGUCCUGGGCCAGGAGAUAGGCACCGUCUAUAACCGGGAAAAGCUGCUGGAGAUGCUGCGGGUCACCGACCCCUACAACGACCUCGUUAAGGAGGAGCUGAACAUAAUCCAAGGGGCGCUGGAACUCCGCACCAAGACGGUGGAGGACGUGAUGACCCCGCUCCGGGACUGCUUCAUGAUGACAGGCGAGGCCAUCCUGGAUUUCAACACCAUGUCGGAGAUCAUGGAGAGCGGCUACACUCGCAUUCCAGUGUUUGAGGGAGAGCGCUCCAACAUCGUGGACCUGCUCUUUGUCAAAGACUUGGCCUUCGUGGAUCCAGACGACUGCACUCCCUUGAAAACCAUCACCAAAUUUUAUAACCACCCUUUACACUUUGUUUUCAAUGACACCAAGUUGGACGCUAUGCUGGAAGAAUUUAAGAAAGGUAAAUCUCACCUGGCUAUUGUGCAGCGGGUAAACAAUGAGGGAGAAGGGGAUCCAUUUUAUGAAGUUCUGGGCAUUGUCACCUUAGAAGAUGUGAUUGAAGAAAUCAUCAAAUCUGAGAUUCUAGAUGAAACGGAUUUAUACACUGAUAACAGAACGAAAAAGAAAGUAGCCCACCGUGAAAGAAAGCAAGAUUUUUCUGCCUUUAAGCAGACAGACAGCGAGAUGAAGGUUAAAAUAUCUCCACAGCUCCUCCUGGCCAUGCACCGUUUCCUAGCGACAGAAGUAGAAGCAUUUAGCCCAUCCCAGAUGUCAGAGAAGAUCCUUCUCAGGCUGCUAAAGCACCCCAAUGUCAUCCAGGAGCUGAAGUAUGAUGAGAAGAACAAGAAAGCACCAGAGUACUACCUCUACCAGCGCAACAAACCCGUAGACUACUUCGUCCUCAUUUUGCAGGGGAAGGUGGAGGUAGAAGCGGGGAAGGAAGGUAUGAAGUUCGAAGCGAGCGCCUUCUCCUACUACGGCGCCGUGGCCCUGACGGCCUCUCCAGUUCCUUUGUCCCUGUCUCGUACCUUUGUUGUCAGCAGAACAGAGUUGUUAGCAGCAGGUUCUCCAGGUGAAAAUAAGUCACCUCCUCGCCCAUGUGGCUUGAAUCACUCAGAUUCUCUCAGUCGAAGUGACCGGAUUGAUGCGGUGACACCAACACUGGGGAGCAGCAACAACCAGCUCAAUUCGUCGUUCCUCCAAGUCUACAUCCCUGACUACUCAGUGCGAGCCCUCUCUGACCUUCAGUUUGUUAAGAUCUCAAGACAGCAAUACCAAAAUGCCUUGAUGGCAUCCCGGAUGGACAAAACCCCUCAGUCUUCAGACAGUGAAAAUACUAAAAUUGAAUUGACUCUUACGGAGCUGCAUGACGGGUUGCCCGACGAGACGGCGAACCUGCUCAAUGAACAGAACUGUGUGACGCACAGUAAGGCCAACCACAGCCUGCACAGUGAAGGCGCCAUCUAGGGGUGCUGUGCCACCCCCCCCACCCCCCCCCAGGCCCCUGGCCCCUGGCCCCUGUCUGACCAUGACUUCCAUCGGUGUGAGCUUGUGUGCCAUGCUGCAUCCUGCAAUGUCCUGAGACCAAAGACUUUGUCCCCUUCCCGGGAACCUUGGAGGAGAACGGUGAGGGGAGGAAAGGAAAACAGAGAAUGGAGGCUUGACAGCUGGGGCAUGGCGUUCAAGAUUUUGGAGACAAACUUCUUCCGCCCAAAUAGAAUCAUGUUUAUUUUUUCAGCUGUACCUUUUAUCAUUAUGCACUCUCCUCCUCCCUCAAUUUGCAUGAAGGUGAAAAUUGUUGCGAUUUAUUUUUUCAAGAGAUCAUGUUUUUUUAAAAGUGUCUUUUGCAGAGUUUUAGGUGGUUCUGUCUGAACUCUGCUGUGAUCCCAUGACGUGACCCGUAAUAGGAUGGACUUGCCCCUUGAAUGGCCUCCUUGGCCCUCCAGGGAGGGGCACCCUUCCUCUGUGCCCAGUGGGUGUCACUGUUGAACCUAAUGGAUGAAUGAAGAAAACAAUGUUACUGCGGAACCUGUCAAGUCUGUCAUCACUGUGGGGUGUAGGUGGCCGAGGGACCUGCAGUUUGCCUCUCUGAGAGCUCUCUGUUGUUUUGAGAAUUUAAUGUUUAACAGUGCCCCUUGCCCUCAGGAAGGUUUAACAUUUGCUUGGGAAUGUGAUUUUGCUCCCCCCCCUAAGGAAUUUUUAUCACCAGAAUGAAUGUUAAUGAAUUUUAGAGUCAUGGUUUAUCAUUGGCAAGAGACAAGUUGACGUCAUCCUGGCAUCCCCCACCCAGCGCCCAAGCUUCCAGAGCGCCAACCCCCACCUCCCUGGUCCUUGCUCUUGUUAACCCAAGAUGCUGCUACACAGAUGCCAAAUGGAAACCUUCCACGGGGCUUCGCAGUAAACAUGAAGCGGAUUCAGGCUCCUCCCCUUCCCCCUGGGAGGGAUGUAAUUAUCGGAGAAGGAGUCAGAACUCCCAGGUGUGCUCUGUUCUCUGUGCUAAGAAGGCGUUUCUAGACCCGUAUUUUUAAGGGAGGCAACUUUGGGGACUGCCAGCCCCUACCCCUCCUUCCAGGGAGCCAACUGUCCCUCUUCCUCUCUGUUCCUGGGCCCACGGGACCCAGCAGUGACUGUGUCCCCUGCCCUAGGGCCUCUGUGCCUCCCGCCUCAGAUGCAGGCCUUGCCAGAGAGGCUGCCUGUACAGCCAGGGUCAGUUUGGCCCCAAACAGGGAUUCAGAAACCAAA